Molecule: messenger RNA, 1260 nt
Organism: Anthostomella pinea
Lineage: Eukaryota; Fungi; Ascomycota; Sordariomycetes; Xylariales; Xylariaceae
Source: the annotation of a GenBank genome assembly
AUGCAACGCUCACAGUCAGCGGUGGAUUUUUCCAACCUGCUGAAUCCCGAGCCUUCGACGACAAACAUAACACCAAGUCCCAGCGACAUAGCCAGGCAGUCCGUGGAUUCCGAGGGAGACAUUGAUAUGGCUACCGUCAGCGUCAUCCGGCCCAACGGGCCUCUGCCAGGUGGUCAACCGACCGAGGCCGCCAACGAACUGCCACGACCAUACAAGUGCCCCUUGUGCGAUAAGGCCUUCCACCGCCUGGAGCAUCAGACAAGGCAUAUCAGGACUCAUACCGGCGAAAAACCACACGCCUGCCAAUUCCCUGGUUGCAGCAAGAAGUUCUCCCGCUCUGAUGAGCUCACUCGACACUCGAGGAUACACAACAACCCAAACUCGAGGAGGGGGAACAAGGCUGGCCACUCAGCCCAUCACCACGCUCUGGGCCACGCCCUGGGACACGAGUCCAUGAUGCUGCCUCCCUCCGGAGCCAGAUCCGCCAAGUCGGCUCCUAAUUCCACGAUGGUAUCGCCCAAUGUGUCCCCACCUCAUUCUUACUCUUCAUAUGCGAUGCCACAUCCUGGAUAUUUUGGCCGGAGUAUGGGUAAUCCCGACAUGGGCAUUCUGGCGAAUGCUGCUCACCUGGUCGAGCGAGAAAGCCUGUCUCCUCUCCAGCACAACUCGGCGAGACAUCACCCAUACUACUCCCAUAGCCUCCACAGCUCGCGCAAUCAUCUGCCUUCACUCUCGGCCUACCACAUGUCAAGGGCGCACUCAAAUGAUGACAGCCGGGAUGACCAUUACUCGCAUCCUCUCCGCCAUUCAAAACGGUCGAGACCAAACUCGCCCAACUCGACUGCACCAUCAUCACCCACCUUCUCCCAUGACUCUCUGUCCCCUACUCCUGACCACACUCCGCUGGCUACCCCGGCACACUCACCGCGCCUCCGACCAUAUGCCAACAUCGAGCUGCCUACCCUUCGCAAUCUGACCCUGGCGCAGCACACCCCGGCGCUCGCACCUAUGGAGCCGCACUUGGAAGGCUCAAACCAGCAGCAACAACAACAAACAUCUGUGCCGUCCAGCAAUGGUCCUCGGCCCACGGGUAUGUCUUUGACAGAUAUUAUCAGCCGGCCCGACAGCAGCAGAAAACUGCCUGUUCCGCAGCCCAAGGUUGCGGUUCACGACCUUCUGGCCAACGACGGAUAUAACAACAGCGGUCGCAGUUCGGCGAGCGGCAGUCUUGCGGGUGGCGAUUUGAUGGAUCGAAUGUAA